CACGGCACCCAAGGGACCUGCCCGUGGCCAGGAGGGUGCCGUGUCCCCGUCUGUCCCUCCCCUGUCCUCAGCCCGGUCCCCGGGGGCCAGGUCCCAGCGCAUUAACUGUCCCAGCACGGGGCACGCUGGCCUCAUCUUACAAAAAGGGAAAGCAAAAUCCAGGGGGGCUGAGCAAUGUCCCCGGCACCGGGAACAGCUGCGGGCUCUGCCUGCCGGCCCCGUGCGCGGCGGGGAGACCAGGUGGCGCUCGGGAUGCUCCGGCCCUGAGGUCAUCCUCCAAAGCAGCGCGGAGCCGCCGCGAGCAUCCCGGCUGCCCGGGAUGGGUGGCACGGGCUCAGCACCUGCGGGUUAACGCACACCGUGGCCCAGCUCCAUCCAGCCUCCGGACCGCCGCUGAGGGCUCUGCGCGCCCCAGGUCCCCCCAGCCCAGCGCGGGGGUCCCGGGCGGCCGGCUGGCUGGGCCGUGGGUCGCUUUAAGGGCGCGCAGGAGGUGAGCCAGGGGCACCAGAAAGCGGCAGGGUGAGCUCAUGGCUAAGCUGCCCCAGUCAUGUGGAGCAGGCACAGCUGUCGGUGCCCUUGGGCAGCGGGACAGAGGGGCCGGCGGCAUAAAGCCCCGCCGCCAGCGGAGCCGCCGGCAGCGCCGGGAGCUAACACCCGUGGUGCUGAAGAGGAGGAGAGGCCGCAUCCUGCCCGGGGCUGCGCACGGGGCGGACAUGGAGCUGGACGUGGAAAAGGCCAAGGAGCUCAUCGACCAGAAGCUGGCGGAGGAGGAGGAGGAGGAGAAGAGGCUGAAGGGCGAUGGCCCGCGGGAGCCGCCGGCCGUGGAGCGCAUGAGCACGCCGGAGCUGGAGGAGGAGAAGCGGCAGGGCCCCCGCAACAGGGGCAUCGAGGCCAUCAAGGGCCAGGAGCGGGUGCGGAGGAGCUCGGUGGACCUGCGCCGGGAGAUCAUCGACGUGGGGAGCAUACAGCGCCUCAUCGAGCUGCGCAAGCAGCGCCGCAAGCGCCGGGAGGAGCGGGCGGCCACCCCCGAGCCCCCGCCGCCGCCGGAGCCCCCGGAGAUCGACGGUCCCGUGGAGCCGGAGACCUUCCUGCGAGCUGCUGUCCAGGGCAAGAUCCGCGUCAUCGAGAAGUUCCUGGCGGAUGGUGGCCCCCCGGACACGUGUGACGAGUUCCACCGCACGGCCCUGCACCGCUCCUCGCUGGAGGGCCACACGGACAUCCUGCAGAAGCUGCUGGACAGCGGGGCCACCGUCGACUUCAGGGACCGGCUGGACUGCACCGCCGUGCACUGGGCCUGCCGGGGGGGGCACCUGGACGCCGUGAAGCUGCUGCAGGACCGCGGGGCAGACCUCAACCUGAAGGACAAGCUGCUCAGCACCCCCCUGCACGUGGCCACCCGGACCGGGCACCCCGACAUCGUGGAGCACCUCAUCCACUGCGGGGCGGACAUCAACUCCCCGGACAGGGUGAGUGCGGGGCCCUGCAGCCGGCACGGGGGGCAGCGCCGAGCCCCCUCCGAGGGCUGUCACGCAUCCCUGCCCGGGGUGCUGCCAUCGGCACGGCCGGGGCUGGGGUGGGCACCGUCCCCGCGUCCCCUUGGGGACGUGGGUGCGCAGACGGAGCCGGGCUGUCCCGCAGGAGGGGGACACGGCGCUGCACGACGCCACGCGCCUCAGCCGCUACAAGAUCAUCAAGAUGCUGAUCCUGCACGGGGCCGACAUGAUGGCCAGGAACCAGGUGGGCGCCGCGGGGCACGCGGGUGCCCGUGCCAUUUGCUGCCGCCCCGGCCCCAACCUGUGCCCCCGCUCGCAGGCUGGCAAGACCCCGACGGAGCUGGUGCAGCAGUGGCAGACGGACACGCGCCAGGCGCUGGAGACCAAGGAGCAGCCGCAGGGGGAGGCCGAGGUCCCCGCGUGAUGGCACCGGGCAGGGACCGGGGCUGGGCUCGGCGCCAGGGAGCGGGACCCAGCUGAGUCAGCCGUGUUAAUAAAGCCAGCACAGAGCAGA
Molecule: messenger RNA, 2007 nt
Organism: Cygnus olor (mute swan)
Lineage: Eukaryota; Metazoa; Chordata; Aves; Anseriformes; Anatidae
Gene: ANKRD2
Product: ankyrin repeat domain 2
Exons: 7
Coding region: 528-1973 (481 amino acids)
Biological process (GO): regulation of transcription by RNA polymerase II
Cellular component (GO): nucleus; cytoplasm
Molecular function (GO): RNA polymerase II-specific DNA-binding transcription factor binding
Source: RefSeq, a predicted model, not a curated record